This is a messenger RNA of Oldenlandia corymbosa var. corymbosa, 576 nucleotides long. Lineage: Eukaryota; Viridiplantae; Streptophyta; Magnoliopsida; Gentianales; Rubiaceae. The record is from the annotation of a GenBank genome assembly.
AUGGAUCUAGGAGCAGAAGCAGUCACAAGGAAGAAAGGAUUACUCCCAAUGCGGAUGAAAGCCCCCACGAAACGCUGGAUGGAAGCUAAUGAAGUUGUAGGACGUGGACGUAUUUUUAGCAUAAAUUAUCCCCCGAGUGCCACUCAAGAGGUGAACACAAGGCUUGAGGAGGCGCGGAAAACAGAUUCCGAAGUUGGAAAAGGAUUUGGAGAGAGCCCAAAUGGUGUUGUUCGUGACAGAGAUAUAGCUGUACCUUGCUUGAUCUCUUUCGAGCUGAAGCUAUCAGUCGCUCUGAGCACCGCUCCAAGCUCUCUAAGCCCCAACUCGGUGACGACAAAAUCUCUUACAGACAGAAUCUCCUUGUGGAAGAGCGAAAAAGAUACCCAUGAUAUUCAAGUUACUGAGAGUUUAUUAGUAUUCUUGAGAUAUGCAGUUCUGGGAUUGCGAUGUUUCCAUGAGUGCCAGCUUAUUCAUCAAGGUGUGGCACUUGAAAACGUCCUCAUUGUGGAAGAUGGAGGAGAAGAAUUGCAUCCCAUGCUUUCAGGCAAAGGCAUAUAUAGGAAAGUCAAAGUAUAA